Molecule: messenger RNA, 1335 nt
Organism: Gavia stellata (red-throated loon)
Lineage: Eukaryota; Metazoa; Chordata; Aves; Gaviiformes; Gaviidae
Gene: MED21
Product: mediator complex subunit 21
Exons: 4
Coding region: 1-435 (144 amino acids)
Biological process (GO): regulation of transcription by RNA polymerase II
Cellular component (GO): mediator complex
Molecular function (GO): transcription coregulator activity
Source: RefSeq, a predicted model, not a curated record
AUGGCGGAUCGGUUAACACAGCUGCAGGAUGCGGUGAACUCGCUCGCAGACCAAUUCUGUAACGCCAUUGGAGUGUUGCAGCAGUGUGGCCCCCCAGCCUCUUUCAGCAACAUUCAGACGGCAAUAAACAAAGAUCAGCCUGCUAAUCCAACGGAAGAGUACGCCCAACUGUUCGCAGCAUUGAUUGCACGAACUGCAAAAGAUAUUGAUGUUCUAAUAGAUUCCCUGCCUAGUGAAGAAUCGACAGCAGCUUUGCAGGCGGCUAGCCUGUAUCGAUUAGAAGAAGAAAAUCACGAAGCAGCUGCCCGUCUGGAAGAGGUAGUUUAUCGUGGGGAUAUGCUGCUGGAAAAGAUACAGAGUGCCCUGGCAGAUAUCGCCCAGUCGCAGCUGAAGACGAGGAGCGGUUCGCAUAGCCAGCCCCUGCCGGACUCGUAGCGCCAGAGGGCAGCGUGCCCCUGCGAAAGCCGGCUGCCGAAAGUCGUGUGGGAAACACGGCUCUCCGUCUGUGGGGAGCCGGAACACCCAGCCCGCCUCCUGGGGGACUCGGAGUGCUCUGAUCAUUCCUAACAACGUCUUGUAUCAAAGCUCAAACUGCAGUUUUGUGUGAGAAACACUUCCCCUGUAGAAUCGGUGGUUCUGUUCCAGAAUUACGUGUCUUGAUGGAUGUUCCCUUGACUUAUUCUGAGCUUUCUGUUUAUAAAUAUGUCUGACUUCAACCUGAUUUGUCAUCUUCAUUACACAGGCCUUAGUCCCUAAAGGGAAUUCAGAAGGAAAAUAUAUUAAGAGUAUUUAUGUAAUUUGCUCGCUCCUACUUUCGAACCUUUAUGUUCUUGGUGUAUUUUUUGUAAGGCUCAAACACAGACACACUUGAAUUUGCCAGAGUUCCGUGGAGACAAUGCUAGACAAUGAUGUGAAUACAGUGGUGGUCAUCUGUUUUAAUUAACACAAAUGGUAAUUAAACAUUUGUAUUACCACUUGGCUGGUUUACCACCCUUUACAGAGCAAGUAAAAGGAUAAGUAAACUCUUAAUAUUUGCAGAGUACGUGUUCUUGCCACUAGCACCUCAUUUAAAACAAAUAAUCUGCAGGUAUCUGAUGCUGGCAUUUAUUAUUGUUUGUAAUUCUUACUCUUACUCGCUUGUGCCAUUUCUUUGCUUCUGCUGAUAUUCUGCAUUCUUGUGGCAACCGGUGAAUGCCUCUAAAGCAGACAGUAAUGAGGAACCAUUGGAUGACUGGGAAGAAAUUAGCAAUGAGGAAGCUGAAAAUAACUUAUUACAUAAUGUUGCUUUUCGGUGUAAGCAGUGGCUGCCACGUGAAUGCUGUGAUCAUAAGCAGC